AUACAGCUAAGUGUCAGAAUUUAAAGUCGUACGACCUUUGAAAUCAUUCUUCAUCAAAUAGGCAGUAUCCCUUUGUAUUAUGCUUUCUAACCCUUUCUGUAAUUCUAUGUUAGGAACAAAUUUAGAACAGGCAAUUCUUUUAAGGGGAGAUUUAAAUUGCGCAUUUUACUUAUAUGGAGAUUCGCGUCUCCACAUAAGUGUUAAGUGUUCCACGAGCUUUAAGACUGGUUAAAAUCGGAAUACAAAUAUUCGGAAAUUGUGAAUUAUAUAUUAUAUAUGCUUUUGAUAGUAAUUCAUGGGAAAACAAAUUUCGGAAUACGUUUGGAAUAGUAUUGUUGUGCAAUGAAACAGGAGGUUUGAUUUUUAAAAGUGAAAAGCCAAAUAAAUGUGGAAUCCACUGCUGUUCAAAGAAGUUGAAAUGUUUACAACGCGUUUGCUCAAUGUACCAUAAGUGACCAGGAGUCCUGCAGUAGUGUUCGGAGACCAAGCUCUGGGGCAGUUAGAGACGGGGGCGGAAGAAUGCGCUGGGCUGCACAGAUUCUCUUCAGAAGCAGGUUGCUGGGCUGGAGGCCAUACUCCAGCUAUGUGUCCCAGAUGCGCUACCUGCUGCGUCUGAAGGAGGAUGAUGAGGCGUGUCAACUGGCGCUGCAGUCUGGCAGUUUCCUCCUCUACCACAGACUGGCACCCCUGCUGCACAAGGCCGAGCAGGGAGGGUAUCGUGCAGCCAUACUGCAGGCGGCAGAUGUGAAAGGAAUCCUGAGAAAGCUGGAUAGAGAUGAGCAGCUACUGGAGGAGUCAUUUCUGAUUGGCUGCUCAGAGAAUCAAGUGGCACAGUUUUCCCUUGAUGUUGGUGGCCUGGAGCGUGAGGCUGUGGAGGAGCUCUGUGGGGGCGUCUUUGUGGACCUGAAGAAGGCUUUCUUUCUGCUGCCAGGACAGGAUGUCUCACCAGUGUCCCGGGGUCAUGCCUUGAUUCAUUGGCACCAGACCCACAGUUACUCUAGUGCCAAUGGGCUGCCUACUAAAAGAAACCAGGCUGGCAGCCAGCGGGUGUGCCAGACCAGCAGGAUUACCUACUACCCACAAAUGGCGCCGGUGGCGAUCGUGCUGGUGACGGAUGGCAGGCAGUGUUUGCUGGCACGGCAGCCUUCCUUCCCCAGGGGCUUGUACAGUGCACUGGCUGGGUUCUGUGACAUGGGAGAGACAGUGGAGGAGACAGUGAGGCGGGAGGUGGCAGAGGAGGUAGGACUGGAGGUGCAGUCUCUGAACUACACUGGUUCCCAACACUGGCCCUUUCCACACAGCUCCCUCAUGGUGGCGUGCCAUGCCACAGUGAACCCAGGCAGCACACAGGUCAGUCUGAGUGGUGCGGAGCUGGAGGAAGCCCGGUGGUUCAGUGUGGCAGAGGUGAGAGGAGCCCUCAGCAGGGGGGGGCCACCACGUCGUGGCGAAGGGGGGAACCCCUCUUUCUGGGUUCCCCCUCCCUUUGCUGUAGCCAACCAGCUUCUGCAAGAGUGGAUCAAUCAGCAGGCUGGGUUGUAGGGUCUAACGGCAGACUCCAGCCUAAAUGUCAGGUUUACAGUCAAGGAGGAGAUACCUGCGGACACACUCUGCCCCCCUCCUUCUUGGGAGCAACAUUAACUCCACCAGCGAGAUACACAGAAAAGGACUACAGCACUGAUCUUGGAGAGAUGUUGUGCUGCGGGCUUUAUGAGCAUGUUUGAAAUGGAUAAUUAGAUACCUGGAAUACGUUUGACUGUCCUAAUUAAGGAUAUAACUGUUCCCAUUUAUUCGUUCAGAUUUCAGCUGGAAUCUUACAAGACCCUGAGGCUGCACAGCCGCAAACUCCUGAUUCAAAUUCGUGUCCCUAAACUUGAGAUUUCUUUACUUUCUGACCCCACCAGCGCUUAAUCAUUUAUGUUAAAAUUCUUCUUGGCUUUACAUGGCAUUUAAAAAAGCCCUAAUCUACUUUUGCUAUUGUAAAUCCUAAAAUGAUUGGGGAAAUUCAGGCUACAAAUCUGUUCUCUGGAUACAGUCUGAUAGCUUUCUACUGACCUGUAGUAGGACAGUAAUUUAAAUGCACUGUAGGACAGCAAUGGACUGGGACAGUGAAACACACUUGUAUCUCCUUACAGUGCACAGCUACAGUACACUUUAACACCCUAGAUUUCCAAAAGACAGGCAUGUAAACAGAACAGGCUGCUGGAGCAGUAUAAUUUUAAUCAGAGAUAGAACUUAGAACUGUACAUUCAGGAUCCAUCUGGGAGGCACAUUGUUCAAAUGCAAUUGUAAACAUUGGCUCUUUGUUUCAAGCAGAAUUAUCUGACCUAGUGCAGACCUACAUUGAGCUGUAACGACCGCUGAAAAGGUUAAUAUGGAUCUCCUUAUAAAUAUUUCUGAGGACCACCAGAGAAAUACACCACUUUUUGCAUCUGACUUUCAGUUUUUAAAAAGUCCCUGAACCUGAGCUGCCUGAGUAUCGCAGCCUUUCUUACCCUCCAGUGAAAAUAUACCUGCCUUUUUUAUACAAAGCAUGUCAAAUUUUGCUGGACAUUUUUUAAACUCCCACAAUACAAUGUGCAGUACUCUUACGGUUUUAACAACUAUAAUACAAUCUGUAUUAUACAACAAGAACAAAAGCCUUUC
Lepisosteus oculatus (spotted gar) is the source of this 2643-nucleotide messenger RNA. Lineage: Eukaryota; Metazoa; Chordata; Actinopteri; Semionotiformes; Lepisosteidae. The record is from RefSeq and is a predicted model, not a curated record.